AUGAGCCUGGAUGAAAUGGAUAUCACAGAAUUUUCGAUGCGGGAUAUUGAUGAAAUAUGGGGUCAGUGGAACCAGAGCAACGAGAUGUUGUCCGAUAGGAACCUUCCUUCCAGUCGCAGGAAACGCAACCAGGACACCACGGCGGCGGAUAUAACGGGGGUCUAUGAUGCAGAGUUCAAGUACUUUUACGAAGUGCCCUCUCAGUUGGUUGUGCAUGUGCCUUCUGCAAGGCUUAACAUCACCCGAUUAGUCUUUUGUCGUAACUAUCGGCCUUUUGAAGCGGAUUCGUGUAAAAUGGGCAACAACUGCAAGUUUGUGCACGCCGAUGUGGAUGUCGGGAUGCUGGAAGCGUUUCCAAUUCAUGUCAACUACAUCUGGCAGAAUGAGAAGUUGUGCACCUACACACGGUUGCCGCCAGGUGAACGCUUGGAAGUCCUCUCCAGUGAUAUGUGCACCGUGGAGACUUUCCCCAGUGAACGUAUUCUCUUAACAUGUGGAGCACUUGCACAUCAAGAGAAUGCAGAGCCGUUGAUACGCUGCAAGUAUUAUGAUUCCAGGCAGACAUGCUAUGCGGCGGAGGGCUGUAACUUCGUUCAUGUCAUCUACGUUGAUCCAAAUUGUCAGGGGUCUUUUAAGCGGGCGCCAAAGGCAGCUACGGAGACCCGAGGAGCGACAGCAAAUUCCUCACUAAAUGCGACUUACCACAAGGCCAACACAAACCAAAAUAAUAAUGGAGAGAAAAACUACAAUCAUAACAGUAACAUUAUCUGUCACGUGGCGGAAAAUCAUGGUGUGCCAGUGAACCAAUUAAACUGGCUACCCCAUGUGGCUGUUCCACACGUUUUCCCAAGUGGGAUAGGUCAGAUGCCCCUUCACAAUCCCCAUAAUGGUGCACCUUUCACUCCUGUAUCACCAAUUUCAUGUCAAGAGAACGGUAUAUCGACAGGUGUGGUUGGGGUGACUGGCAUCAUGACUCCAGUGGCUACGAACGGUCAUCAACAGACUCCGGCUCCAGCACCUCAUUGUGAUCAAACGGAAGGCAAUCUACAGGGGCUUGUGCAAAUGUUGCAGGCGCCAGGCUACUCCACUAGUUACGGUUUCAUUCCAGCUAGCACUCAACCAUUGAAUGGAACAACUCCACCACAACAGUUAUCUGAUGGAAAUAACAAUGCUACCAACAACACAACAUUGACGCAGGAACAACUCACUGGUUUUCUUUCUCCGGUACUUUCGCUUAUUACUCAGCGAGUGUCUUCACCGCAUACUUUUUCAAUUGCCCCGUCACCGUUGCUUGAGGAACCGUAUGCGAUGGGAACUUUGUUGUUCUUACCUCGUGGUGCGAGUGAGGCUGCACCAGUUCAAUCUGUGUACGACAGUUCUUUUUUGAGUGUCAUCAAAACGUUGGGCUCCCAGCAGCAACGCGCUGUACAGGCGGUGAUGCAGGCAAAUGCACCCUCAGUGUCUCAGCCAAAUUCUGCAACGGGAGGUGGAACACUUCAAAAGGUUCCGUACACUUUUGUUCCUUCUGGAAGCUGUAACAUGGUUUCAACUGUUGCUCUAAGCUCAGCCGGAAGCGGUUGUCUUGGGGGAGGAAGAACUGUGGGCAGUAGUAUUAGUAGUGGUGGGCCCACGGUAGAUAUUUGUCCAAAGGCCUUACCGCAAUUCGACGGUGCAACAAACGGAGUUUAUGCCUGGAUGCAUGGCGUGUAG
This is a messenger RNA of Trypanosoma rangeli, 1710 nucleotides long. Its product is annotated as zinc finger protein family memeber. Gene Ontology annotation, molecular function: metal ion binding. The transcript has a single exon. Bases 1 to 1710 code for a protein of 569 amino acids. The record is from RefSeq and is a predicted model, not a curated record. NCBI's taxonomy places the organism in Eukaryota, Euglenozoa, Kinetoplastea, Trypanosomatida, Trypanosomatidae.